This is a messenger RNA of Silurus meridionalis, 2010 nucleotides long. RefSeq names its product fucose-1-phosphate guanylyltransferase (gene fpgt). Gene Ontology annotation, molecular function: transferase activity, transferring phosphorus-containing groups. The coding region runs from base 186 to 1928 and encodes 580 amino acids. Lineage: Eukaryota; Metazoa; Chordata; Actinopteri; Siluriformes; Siluridae. The transcript has 4 exons. The record is from RefSeq and is a predicted model, not a curated record.
ACAAAAACCCGUGGACGUCAGCGGAGCGUUUUCUUUUUCCGCGGAUUAAAUCAAUUUCAGAUUAUUAGAUUAAAUUAUUAGAACAGAUCAUUAAAUGAUCUAACAGAUGAUCAACAAGUAAACCACAUAGACAUCUUUUUAAACCGGAUUCUGAUCGUUAAAUAGCGAGAGAGAAAAAUCUCACAAUGACGGAAAAAAUAAAAAACACAAAACUGAAACAAUCCACCAACAAAAAGCUGAAAAAAUACAACACACUCAGGGGUGCUGAGGUGAAAUCAGGUGGGUUUUGGGACUUGGUGGUGAUCACAGCAGUAGAUGAAGAUCAGAGACGUUGGUAUGAAGUUCAGCUGCAGGAGAAGAUCCUCAGGCGUGAGCUUCCUCUCACUGUGUACCGUGUGGUCGCAGAUCCUCCAGGCUACAAGAUCGGUAACGGAGGCUCGACACUACACGUUCUCCAGCUCCUGAGUGAUGAGUAUGGAGAUACCUUAUCCAGGUUCAGAGUACUCCUCAUCCACGCUGGAGGGUGGAGUCAGCGUUUACCCCACACCAGUGCCCUGGGGAAGAUCUUCAUGGCUGUUCCUCUAGGAGAACGUGUGUAUCAGAUGUUGGAUUUAAAGCUGCUCAUGUAUGUGGACUUUCCUGCUCACAUGAACCCUGGUGUAUUGGUCACGUGUGCUGAUGACGUGGAGCUCUACAGUGCCACCCAGAGUAUGGAGUUUUAUAAACCUGGCUUCACUGCCCUGGCACACCCCUCCCCCCUGUCCAUCGGCCAAUCACAUGGUGUGUUUGUUCUGGAACCCGGAGAUGAGCCACCUGUCCACGAUGUGGAAUACAGAACCUGCCACCGGUUCCUGCACAAACCCAGUGUGGAAGUAAUGCAGAGAAGUGGCGCUGUGUUCAGGAAGCAGGAUGAUGACGUGGUCUACACUGACAGCACAUACUACAUCAGUCAUGGCACAGUGGAGACGCUGCUGGAGCUCUACCGAGAAAUUAGACCUCUGAGUUGUGAGAUUGAUGCCUACGGUGAUUUUCUGCAGAGUUUAGGAAGCAGCGCUACGGCCGAGUACACCAACAACACUGAGAAUGUUGCGAAGAAGGAGAAAGGUCUGGUAGAAGUCAGAAAGAAGAUCUUUCAGCAUCUCAGAGGAACACAGCUGAAUGUAAUAAUCCUCAACGAAUCAAAAUUUUACCACCUGGGCACCAUGAAUGAGUACCUGUUCCACCUUACUGUAGACAUGUGUCUACGAGAAGAACUUUGUCUCCAGACCAUCACCUUCAGUUCCUGUCCUUUGGAUGUAUGUGAGAAUAAUAACGUGUGUGUCAUACAGAGCAUAAUCCAUCCAAGUGUGCGAGUGUGUGAGGGCAGUGUGGUGGAAUUCUCCAGGCUAGAGCAAGGAGUCAUGUUGGGCCAGAACUCCAUUAUCAGUAGUUGCUGGGUGGAAAGAAGUCUCUCCAUCCCCUCCUUCACCUUUAUGCACUCAUUCGCUGUGUCUAUGGAUGGAAGGACACAGUUUGCCACUGUGGCAUUUGGUGUUCAGGAUGAUCUGAAAAAGAUUGUGCUCUGCUGUGAAGAUGUGGGUAGGUUAAAAGUGUUUGGUGUUUCUUUUAGUGAGUGUGUGAGCCACUGGGGACUGAGUGUGAAGGACAUCAGGUUCUCUGGAGACCUGUGUGUGUAUAACCUUUGGACCUGCUGCAUGUUUCCUAUAUGUGAGGACAUGAAGACCUCUUUCUCCACCACGCUGCAGAUGGUCAAAGCAGCUCAUGGAAAUGGAUUUAUGAGUUUACACAAACACACACUGCUCUCAUUGCAGGAGAUCCUCCACAACAAAGACCUGGAGAUCAUGCUGGGGUUCAGAAACCAUCUGCAUGAGGAAAUCCUGCAAGAAUCGCAAGAUGCAGCACAUCAGGAAAGAACCAUUUCUGGGUGAAAUUAACCCCUAAUCCCAAAUCCAGCUCAACGGAAAACAUAAAAUGUUUCUAAAAAUAAAGCAUUUAUUUAAUUUAAGCAAA